Messenger RNA from Sardina pilchardus (European sardine), 4611 nucleotides. Its product is annotated as NACHT, LRR and PYD domains-containing protein 3-like. Lineage: Eukaryota; Metazoa; Chordata; Actinopteri; Clupeiformes; Clupeidae. Gene Ontology annotation, biological process: intracellular signal transduction. The transcript has 8 exons. The record is from RefSeq and is a predicted model, not a curated record. Gene Ontology annotation, molecular function: protein binding. Bases 29 to 2971 code for a protein of 980 amino acids.
AGUUCCUCCAUUCUCCAGUCGUGCAUCUAUGACCAGUGAGAAGUCCACGGAUGGUCGACCCAAUUUCAGUGGUGCACAGUCUGAAUCCAGAGCAGUUCCUCCAUUCUCCAGUCGUGCAUCUAUGACCAGUGACAAGUCCACGGAUGGUCGACCCAAUUUCAGUGGUGCCCAGUCUGAAUCCAGAUCAAAACUAAUCUCUCCAAGAGAGGACUGCACUGAUGAUCGACCCAGCUUCAACAGUGACAGCAUACUGAGGAGUGUUAUAGAGAAACAUAAAGCCAGUCUGAAGAGGAAAUUUGAGAACAUAUCUGAGGGCACCAUCACAUCAGGAGCAAAGACGCUCCUAAGUAAGGUCUACACCAAACUCUACAUCACUGAGGGAGAAAGUGAAGGGGUGAAUAAAGAACAUGAGGUUUGGCAGGUAGAGUCAGCAUCCAGAGCACAAUCUACAGAAGACACACCAAUAGACUGCAAUGACAUCUUCAAGCCCGUACCUGGACAGGAGAAGCUCAUCCGAACUGUGAUGACCAAAGGUGUUGCUGGAAUUGGGAAAACAGUCUCUGUACAGAAGUUCAUUCUUGAUUGGAUAGAUGGGGUGGCCAACAAAGAUGUAGACUUUAUGUUUCCCCUCCCUUUCCGUGAGCUGAAUUUGAUCAGGAAUGAUCAGUAUAGUCUUCACAGGCUCCUGCUUGACUUUCACCCUGAGUUGAAGGAGCUGAAGGAUGCUGAAGAAUAUAAAAGUUGUCAGGUAGUGUUCAUUUUUGAUGGGUUGGAUGAAAGUCGAUUACCUCUGAAUUUUGAAGCCAACGCCAAGCCGAUAUUGGUAACGCAAACAUCAUCAGUUGAUCUUCUGAUGACAGGCCUCUUAAAGGGAUCUUUGCUGCCCUCUGCACGCAUCUGGAUAACCUCACGGCCAGCUGCAGCCAGUCAAAUCCCUACUCAGUACAUCAACCAGGUGACAGAAGUACGAGGAUUCAAUGACCCUCAGAAGGAAGAAUACUUCAGGAAGAGAAUCAGUGAUGAACAUCAGGCCAAGAGUAUAAUUUCACACAUAAAGGCAUCCAGAGGUCUCUACAUCAUGUGCCACAUUCCAGUCUUCUGUUGGAUUGCAGCAACUGUUCUUCAGCAGAUGCUGACAAUGAAAAAGACCUCAGAUAUUCCCAAGACUCUGACUGAGAUGUUCAUACAGUUUUUACUCAUCCAGACCGUCAGAAAAGACCAGAAAUUUCAACAAAUACAUGAAACAGAUACAAAACAACUCUUGAAAUCACAGAAAGAAAAGAUACUGAAGCUGGCAGAACUGGCUUUUAAGAAUCUACAGGAUGGCAAUCUCAUGUUUUAUGAGGAAGACCUGAGAAAGUGUGACAUUGAUGUCACUGAAGCCUCAGUGUACUCUGGCAUGUGCACUGAAAUCUUCAAGGAAGAAUGUGUGUUUCACCAGAAUAAGGUCUACAGCUUUGUGCAUCUGAGCAUCCAGGAGUUCAUGGCAGCUAUGUUUGUGUUUCACUCCUUUGUGACUAAAAACUUUUACCCACUGAAAUGCAUCCUCGGUGAGAAAAGGGACCCCAGAUCAUAUCAUCAGUCAGUGCAAAACUUAAAACCACAAGAUCUUCAUGUGUUGCUGAGCAAGACAGUGGAUGGGGCUUUGAAGAGCAGGAAUGGACAUUUGGACCUUUUCCUUCGCUUCCUAACAGGCAUUUCUCUGGAGAGCAAUCAGAAACUGCAGCAGGGCUUACUGACCCAAACAUACAGCACUUCCAGCAGCAUCAAGAAAACAUGUCAGUACAUUAAGAACCUCAACAGAGAAGAUCUCUCUCCUGAAAGGUGCAUCAAUCUUUUCCACUGCUUAUUAGAAAUGAAUGAUCAUUCCAUGCAAAAGGAAAUUCAGAAAUACCUGAAAUCUAAUAAUGGCACAAAGCAGAACUUAUCUCCAGCUCACUGUUCGGCAAUGGCCCACAUGCUUUUGAUGUCUGAAGAGGAGCUUGACAAGUUUGACCUGGAGGCCUACAGCACAUCACACGAAGGACGCAGGAGAUUGAUCCCAGCUAUGAGGUGCUUCAAAAAGGCUAGACUCGCUGGCUUUCCACUCAGUGCAACAACCUGUGAAAUGUUGGCCUCAGUUCUCAAGUCUCCAAACUCUCUGAUGGAGCUAGACCUGAGGGACUGUGACCUGGGAGAUCAUGGAGUUCAGAUUCUCUGCACAGGACUCUCUAGUUCCCACUGCAAACUGCAGACAUUAAGGCUGCCUGGUUGUCUUGUCUCUGAUAGAGGUUGUAAUGAUCUGGUGAUAGCUCUAACUUCAAACACCUCCCAAAUAAAAGAGCUGGAUCUGAGUUAUAAUCAUCCUGGAGAAUCAGGACUGAUACUGUUAUCUACGCAAGUGGAGACACUCAAAGCUGAAUACUGUUCACGUAUCAGAUUGAAGGAAGGUGUGCAGAAAUAUAUCAGUUAUCUCACCCUGGACCCAAACACAGCACACAAAAAAGUCUCCAUCUCUGAGUGCAAGAGAAAAGCAGCAUUUGUGGAAGUGGAGCAACCGUAUCCCAAACACCCAGAGAGAUUUCGCUUUGCGUCUCAGGUGCUGUGUGGAGAGGCUGUGUCUGGACAGUGCUACUGGGAGGCUGAGUGGAGUGGCUUUGGGGCUCAUAUAGCCGUGGCCUAUAAAAGCAUCCAGAGGAAAAGCGUGCGUACAGCCAACAACAUGGGAAAGGACAGCAAGUCCUGGACUCUGGCCUGUUGUUCUGACAGUUACUCUACCUGGCACAAUAACAAAAGCACUAAAAUAACCGUCCUCCGCAGACCCUCCAGGAGAGUAGGGGUCUACCUGAACUGGCAGGCCGGCAUUCUGUCCUUCUACAGUGUCUCACCUGACUCAUUCACCCUCCUGCACACGUUCUACACCACGUUCACUGAGCCCCUCUAUCCAGGGUUUAAGCUGAUGUCUAGAGGCUCCUCAGUGUCCCUUGUAUAAGACACACAAUUUCCAAUGAAAAGGACUGCAGCACAACCAGUGUCUUGGGCAUGGCUCUAAAGUGUGGAUUGUGUCUUAAUUGUAAAACAUAACUACAUUGACUUCCCCUCCAUUGAGGCUAUCCAGGGCAAGCAAUGCUUGUGUAAGGUGCAUAGCAUCGUCAAAGACUGUUCCCAUCCCAACCACAGAUCAUUCACCCCACUCCCCUCCAGGGGGCGCUACAGGUCUUUCCGCACCCAAACCAGCAGGUUCAGAGGCAGCUUCUUCCCUGCAGUGCUCACCCUACUGAACUCUAGCUCUGCACCCCAUAAUAAUCACCCUACUGAACUCUAGCUCUGCACCCCAGCGACAGCCAACAAACUAAACCCCCUCCCUUCCAUUCAGCCUGCACAUACAGUGCGACUCUUAUAAUGUUACUGUUUCUGCACUACAAGGGUACUGUCACCACACUGCACAUAGCUGUACAUACUGAACAUAGUAUGGUCUAUACUAAAUAUCCAUAUUUAUAAUAUAUUCUGCUAAUCACACUGCAUAUGUCUACUAUUCUUACUACUCUUGUAAUAGUACUAAACUGCACAUAUCUGUACAUGUCGUAUAAGGUUACUGCUACAGUAAUAUACUACAUAUAUUUAUAUUUAUAUUACUGUAAACCACCUUCUGCAAACCAACUGCAUACUACUGUCUACACAGCACUACAUAUCUUGUCUUGUUUAUGCUCCACAACAUGGUCAAGAUCCCUACAGAAAUCCAGAGCUGAAGUUCACCUACAAAAAAGCCACCAUCUUUGCCCAAAUAAGGAGAUCCGGUAUCUUGAGAUUUUUUCUACGGGAAAAUAACAUGGGGAUUUUGAAUCAUCGCACCUGUUAAACUCUUACAGGGAUGAAUGCAGACGUUUUGCGCUAGAAAGUUUUGUCCUCUGCCUUCAAGUGUAUCCUGUGAUCUUCGGUAGGUGAAGAUGGCACUCUUUGAUCUUUGGUACCCCAGAACUGACAAAGCAACUUGCCACAGGCAGUUAGCUUCAAUUAACACCCGGAACUCCUUAUAUGGGCAAAGAUGGCAGUGUUGGAUCCUAUUUGUAGGCGAACUUCAGAGGUCUAUGUUGGCCUACAAAAAAGCCACCAUCUUUGCCCAAAUAAGGAGAUCCGGUAUCUUGAGAUUUUUUCUAUGGGAAAAUAACAUGGGGAUUUUCAAUAAUCGCACCUGUUAAACUCUCGCGGGGAUGAUGACAUUGGAAAUGCAGACGUUUUUCACUACACAGUUUUGUCCACUGCCGUGUAGUGGAUACUGUGAUCUUCGGUAGGUGAAGACGGCACACUUUGAUCUUUGCUACCCCAGAGCUAACUUACCAUGCAACUUGCCAUAGGCAGUUAGCUUCAAUUAACUCCUGGAUCUCCUUAUAUGGGCAAAGAUGGCAGCUUUGGAUCCUUUUUGUAGGCGAACUUCAGAGGUCUAUGGGCUCAGAUAGGUAUUUGGGUUUGGGACACUUCACAGGAUCAGUAUAUUUGAAAAUCCAACAUUGAUUCAAUGUAAAACAGAGGGAACACUUCCAAUACCACUUCAACAUCAGGCUUCAACAUAGUUUCAAUGUUUCAAACCAUAUGAAAUUACGAAAGAUUUUGAACGUUUUUCAAUAAUAAUAA